Lynx canadensis (Canada lynx) is the source of this 4106-nucleotide messenger RNA. RefSeq names its product membrane associated ring-CH-type finger 5 (gene MARCHF5). NCBI's taxonomy places the organism in Eukaryota, Metazoa, Chordata, Mammalia, Carnivora, Felidae. The coding region runs from base 673 to 1287 and encodes 204 amino acids. The record is from RefSeq and is a predicted model, not a curated record. The transcript has 7 exons.
CAACUCGGCGCCCGCGGUCCAUGGACCGGAACCCCGGGCCGACGGGCAGGAACCCGGGCCGCGAUUGCCGCCUCCCCGCCCCAGGCUCCUCCUCCUCGCUCUCCACCGCCUCCUCCGGACGCCCGCAGGACGCGCACCGCCGCCUCCGGGCUCGCGGAGCCACCCCGAGAGGUUGGGCAGCGGGUUCGCGGCUGCCGCCGGACUGAGGCCUACUCCGCCGCCUCUCAGUGCUAUUGUCCCUGGGCCCGGCCCUGACCAGGUCCACUGGGGAGGGCCGAGUGCGCCGGCUCCGCCGAAGAUGCCGGACCAAGCCCUACAGCAGAUGCUAGACAGAAGUUGCUGGGUGUGUUUUGCCACUGAUGAAGAUGAUAGACAGCUGAAUGGGUGAGACCAUGCAGGUGCAGAGGAUCUACAAAAUGGGUUCACAGGCUGUCUACAGCGUUGGGUAGAUGAAAAACAAAGAGGAAACAGUACAGCCAGAGUGGCAUGUCCUCAAUGCAAUGCUGAAUACUUAAUAGUUUUUCCAAAGUUGGGCACUGUACAAAACGAGUUAAACAGACUUGGCCCCUGCCCCCUGGGAGUUUUCAAUCUAUGAUGAUGCUGACAUGGACAGACAUAAGGAUAUUGAGACAACUGAACAAACAUUGAACAAGAACAUAAAGUACUAACAUUAUGUACAAGCAAAGGGGUCCAGUUGUUUACGUCUUGGAUCUUGCAGAUAGACUGAUCUCAAAAGCUUGUCCAUUUGCUGCAGCGGGAAUAAUGGUUGGCUCUAUCUAUUGGACAGCUGUGACUUAUGGAGCAGUGACAGUGAUGCAGGUUGUAGGCCAUAAAGAAGGUCUGGAUGUUAUGGAAAGAGCUGAUCCUUUAUUCCUUUUAAUUGGACUUCCUACUAUUCCUGUCAUGCUGAUAUUAGGCAAGAUGAUUCGCUGGGAAGACUACGUGCUUAGACUAUGGCGCAAAUACUCAAAUAAACUACAAAUUUUGAACAGUAUAUUUCCAGGGAUUGGUUGUCCUGUUCCUCGAAUUCCAGCUGAGGCUAAUCCUUUAGCAGAUCACGUCUCUGCUACCCGAAUUUUGUGUGGAGCCCUUGUCUUUCCUACUAUUGCAACAAUAGUUGGUAAACUGAUGUUCAGUAGUGUUAACUCUAAUUUACAAAGGACAAUCUUGGGUGGAAUUGCUUUUGUUGCCAUAAAAGGAGCAUUCAAGGUUUACUUCAAACAACAGCAAUAUUUACGUCAGGCACACCGCAAAAUUCUAAAUUAUCCAGAGCAAGAAGAAGCAUAAAACUGUGACUUCUAGUUGUUUUGCAGUCCUAUCAUCCUUAUGAGUCUGUUGUGUUGUUGAUUCCAUCAUUAAUGCACCGUAGUGGAGACUUAUGAUAAGCUGCUGCUCAUAUUUUUAAGAAAUAGAAUAAAGCACUUAGGGCAGGGGAAAUCCUCUCAGUAAUCAUGGAACCUAAGGUUGUGAUUUGUUUUCAUUGUUUUGUAUGUACUUCUUUUAUGGCAGUCAUCUGAACCAUUAUCUUAGCAUGGUAGGCCUGGGUUUUGUUCAUAUUUUCUCCAGACAGAAAUGUAAAGAUCAAACUGUGCAAAUAUUUAAAAAUGCACAUGCUGUUUUAUUCAAAUGCCUCUUUUGUACAUGUUCAUGUUCAGUGUUUUCUUAGAAUCAGCAACUCAAUGAAGGUACUAUGAGGAUUUUUCUCACUGGCAUAAUUUGAUUACAUGCUAAACAGGAAUAUAUGUUAAUAUGAGGAAAUGUAAAUUAGUUAUAAAAAAAUAACAAACCAAAAAUGUAUGUAAACAUUCAAAUGAUUAUCUGAACAAAUGCAAUUUUGUUGUGUUUUUCUUAACCCAUGUGACAUCCUCCAAAAUGUGUAGGGUAAAAAUUCACAGGGCUUCCAAAUCACUUUUUCACUAUUAAAUUUUAUUUAUAUAAUGUCGACAUCUCAUAGCUCAUAAUGUAAUUUUGACUCAUGUCUCAUGUAGUCGUGUGUGUGUGUGUGUGUGCGUGCGCACGCGUGCAUGCGUGUAAGAGAGAGAAAGGGAGAGAGUCGUCAGGUCCUUCAAUCACUGGAGUACAGUUUUUAAAUCCAUAUUUCUAGAAAUUAGAGCUGCCAGUUUAUAGUAGUUUGAGCACAGAGAACGGUUUGCAAAAAAAAAAUCAAUAAAGUUAUUUUACUCUUCUCUUUCAUUGAUUCAGUUAUUCAGGUAUUUGUUGAUCACCUCCUAUUUGCCCAGGCAUUGUACAAAGUGCUGUGGGAUACAGUGGUGAGCAAGACAGAUUUGGUUUCUGCUUUUAUGCAGUUUACCAUCUAGUUUCAACAGAUAGAAAACCAGCAGUGAGUAAACCAAGGCGAGGUUUACUUGAGCUCUUUGUUUUUAUAUCAGUCAGCAAGAAGAUCAUUAUGAAAACAAGUCUUGAGUAAAUAUUGAGGUUAUUGUUUUUUGGCUUAAGUCCAUUUAUUAAAUCCAAUACUAAUGUUUUUAGAUUUUAAUUGCUUGUCGUGUUGAUGAGGCUAGCACCUUAAUCACUGUUUAACUAGUUUUUAUGUUCAUUUUUAAAAAAGCAAUUAUUUAUUUUAAGCCAUUUUUAAUAGUGGCCCUUUUAAUGUUCAAUCUGAAUGGUCUUGCAGUUAUUUUCAUUAACUAAAAUUUUUAAAAGAUUGUUCCAAAAACCCUAUUUAUUUUCUUGUUCACAAUAUAUAAUGCAUGACAGUAAUAAACGUUUCCCUUACUGAUACAUGGCCACUCUCUUUAGGAGUGUAGCAAAUAUAGAUUGAGUUAUGUUAGAUUGCAAUAAUGUAUGUUAACUUUAGUAAUUUAAGACUGGUACCUUUCUAUAGUAUGAAUGUCUUAAUCCUGUCUUAUAAAGUUUAUGUGAAUGGCUGUUGAACAUUCAGAGUUGUAAUUAUUUUGGGAGGAAGGGAAUAUUUGACUGACAGUGAGCCUUAUUAAGAACACUGCUGCAGUUGUAAAGGGGAAAUAUAAAAUCUAUGAGUAUAUAUAAAAAUAACUUAGAUUAUAUUGCUGUAAUUAUAAAAUAUAUUGGCUUUUCUUUAAUUUUCAAUAUAAGAAGACAUAGUAGAUAUUUCCUGCAUAAUUUUGUUAUAUAGAACAGCUUUUAGGCAACCUUUAAUAAAAUUAUACAAGCACACUGUUCCCCAGUUACUACUUUCAUGCCGAAGAUGGGGGGGGGGGGGGGGAGUAGCUGCUUUUGCGUUUAUUGGCAUCAGGGUUCUUGAGGGCCAAGGAAACAACUCUAAUCCUUUGGGGGCAGCAGGGAGGGUUUUCUAGAGCUAUGGGGAGGGAAUUGCAAGUGCCUGGGGACCAGAGUGGCCUCUAGCCCUGGAAUUGAAGACUUUUAAAUCCCAAAAACCUUCGCUCAGAAAGUUCUGUGUACCAGUCUUCAGAAAGGUGGCUUGCACCACCAUGAACAAUAGAAGAGCAUGGGCUGACUAAAGUUAGAUGGACCUGGGUUCCAAUUCUGAUUCUGCUUUUAACAGCUGGAUGCAUACCUUGGCCAAGUGGCUUUCUCUCAGCUACGGUUUUCUUCAUCUCUGAAAUGCAAGUAAUACUUAUAUCUCAGAAGACCAUUUCUAGGAUUAACUGAGAAAUUAAAGGAUAGAGGCACUUUAGGCUCAAAAUAGCCCCUACAGAGCAGUAGCUGUUUCUUAAUUGUUAGUCUGUUCGUGCUCCAUGAAAAGGGAAAGGAAAGGUAAGAGGAUGGUGAUAGGGGACAGAUUAACGGGAUGUUAAUCUGGGAUGGGUGGAUAUAUUUUGUGUUUUCCUGUUUAAUUUUCACAUUGCUUUACUGUGUUAUUUCUAUAAACUUUAAUGUUUUAAACCUCUUUUAUAAAAUUCAGUGACAACUAGUAGAAUUCUUUUCUUUGCAGAAGUUAACUUAUCUCCAAAGUGGCCGAAAAUAUUGUUCCUCAUUACAUGAUUAUCAAAUGACUGUGAAGAAUAUAAAAUUAAACUUGGUGACUUAAUUAGUCACUGCCUUGCUAACUGUGCUGUAAUUUUUUUAAACGUCUUGUUUUUAAUAUAGCAGACUAUCUCAAUACUGGCUGGAUUAGGUUAAAUAAAGAAUUUUUAUGUUCUCUA